GUCGCGCCGUCAGUUCAUGACGCUGCGUCUCUUUGUUGGCUCAGCAGCAGAGACGCUUGUGUUGUUAUUUUCUCUGCAGCUGAAAAGCUGAAGUACUGGCUACUCAGCGAAACAGUUUUACUGUUUUGUUUUGUUUUGUUACCUCAUUGUAUCGGGCUUUAACCUACCAAACAACUAUAACUCGGCUUGUCAUAAUCCGAAGUUAGCCUAGUAAUGGACUCGGACGAGGGUUAUAACUAUGAAUACGACGACGACGAGGAAUGUAGCGAGGAUAGCGCCGAAGAGGAUCUUGAAGACGACAACCUGGAGCUGGGGGAUGUGGAGCUAGUCGAUCCAGUUGUGGCCGGUGGUGAACGAGAUGAAUGUGGAGAAACUGGGGGAAGCGGCCUCGGGCCUGGUCAAGAUGAAGAGGACUACCGAUUCGAAGUACUCACUGCCGAACAGAUCCUCCAACAUAUGGUGGAGUGUAUCAGGGAGGUCAACGAGGUCAUACAGAAUCCAGCAACAAUAACUAGGAUACUUCUUAGUCACUUCAACUGGGACAAGGAGAAGCUGAUGGAAAGAUACUUUGAUGGUAACCUGGACAAGCUGUUCUCGGAGUGCCAUGUGAUCAACCCCAGUAGGAAGUCCCGGACGCGCCCGGUGAACACGCGCUCGUCCGCACAGGACAUGCCAUGCCAGAUCUGCUAUCUCAACUACCCCAACUCGUACUUCACAGGCCUGGAGUGCGGUCACAAGUUCUGCAUGCAGUGCUGGGGCGACUACCUAACCACCAAAAUCAUCGAGGAGGGAAUGGGACAGACUAUUUCCUGUCCAGCACAUAGCUGCGAUAUCCUGGUGGAUGACAACACAGUCAUGAGGUUGAUCACAGACUCGAAAGUCAAGUUGAAGUACCAGCACUUAAUUACCAAUAGUUUUGUAGAGUGCAACCGACUGUUAAAAUGGUGCCCAGCUCCAGACUGCCACCACGUGGUCAAAGUCCAGUACCCCGAUGCCAAGCCCGUCAGGUGCAAGUGUGGUCGGCAGUUCUGCUUCAACUGUGGAGAAAACUGGCACGACCCUGUCAAAUGCAAGUGGCUGAGGAAAUGGAUCAAAAAGUGUGACGAUGACAGCGAAACCUCAAACUGGAUCGCUGCAAAUACCAAGGAAUGUCCCAAGUGUCAUGUCACCAUAGAGAAGGACGGCGGCUGCAACCACAUGGUGUGCCGGAACCAGAACUGCAAAGCAGAGUUCUGCUGGGUCUGCCUUGGACCCUGGGAGCCCCAUGGCUCAGCCUGGUACAACUGUAACCGUUACAAUGAGGAUGAUGCGAAGGCUGCGAGGGACGCGCAGGAGGUGACUCAGUCGCGUUCUCGGGCGGCGCUGCAGCGGUACCUGUUCUACUGCAACCGCUACAUGAACCACAUGCAGAGCCUGCGCUUCGAGCACAAGCUCUACGCCCAGGUCAAGCAGAAGAUGGAGGAGAUGCAGCAGCACAACAUGUCCUGGAUCGAGGUGCAGUUCCUGAAGAAGGCCGUGGACGUGCUGUGCCAGUGCCGCUCCACGCUCAUGUUCACCUACGUCUUCGCCUUCUACCUCAAGAAGAACAACCAGUCCAUCAUCUUUGAGAAUAACCAGGCAGACCUGGAGAAUGCCACAGAAGUACUGUCUGGAUACCUGGAGCGAGACAUUUCCCAGGAUUCCCUGCAGGACAUCAAGCAGAAAGUACAAGACAAGUACAGAUACUGUGAGAGCAGACGGCGAGUGCUCCUGCAGCACGUGCAUGAAGGCUAUGAGAAGGACCUGUGGGAGUACAUCGAGGAUUGAGCCUGGAUUACGCCCUCUACACACACACACACACACACACACACACACACGUAUACACACACACACUCCCUGAACACACACACACACAC
Messenger RNA from Clupea harengus (Atlantic herring), 1895 nucleotides. It is a transcript of the gene arih1, whose product is annotated as ariadne ubiquitin-conjugating enzyme E2 binding protein homolog 1 (Drosophila). Gene Ontology annotation, biological process: protein ubiquitination. Gene Ontology annotation, molecular function: ubiquitin-protein transferase activity; zinc ion binding. NCBI's taxonomy places the organism in Eukaryota, Metazoa, Chordata, Actinopteri, Clupeiformes, Clupeidae. The record is from RefSeq and is a predicted model, not a curated record.